Messenger RNA from Bufo gargarizans (Asiatic toad), 1481 nucleotides. It is a transcript of the gene BPNT1, whose product is annotated as 3'(2'), 5'-bisphosphate nucleotidase 1. The record is from RefSeq and is a predicted model, not a curated record. The transcript is spliced from 10 exons. Lineage: Eukaryota; Metazoa; Chordata; Amphibia; Anura; Bufonidae. Bases 181 to 1176 code for a protein of 331 amino acids. Gene Ontology annotation, biological process: phosphatidylinositol phosphate biosynthetic process. Gene Ontology annotation, molecular function: 3'(2'),5'-bisphosphate nucleotidase activity.
CGGCCGCCGAGGACCAAAGCUCUGGCGCGCGUUCUGUCAGCCCUGGCUGAGCCGUGACAUUGAGUACGUCCAGGGGAGGUCUCCGUGAAUGAGGUGAGAGAAGAAUGAGUCAGCAGAUCCGAGGCCUCUAGGACCCAGCAGGAACACGGCUGACAUAGGAAGUACAUUGCGCCCUGUGAAAUGUUGUGCAGACCUCUGCACCUACUGACAGUCUCCACUCUGUGCAGCGUCCGUCGGGCAGCGUUCACGAUGUCUUCAGCUCCAAUUCUGUUAGCAAGGUUGGUGGCCUCUGCGCACUCUGUGGCUGAUAAAGCCGGGAAAAUCGUCAGGAAUGUCAUGAGCGGCGGAGAUUUGGGCAUAGUCGAAAAGACUGGUGCCAACGACCUCCAGACAGCAGCGGAUUGCCUGGCACAGCAAAGUAUCUGCGCCUCUCUGGCAAGAAGGUUCCCACGGUUAACCAUCAUAGGAGAAGAGGAUUUGCCCUCUGCAGAAGUACCUGAGGAUCUGAUCGAGACAGGACAGUCAGAAGAAAUACUGAAGACCGUGUUUCCAUCACAGUAUAGCGACAUCAAAGAAGAAGAGCUGGUGGUGUGGGUGGACCCCCUGGAUGGCACUAAAGAAUAUACCGAAGGUCUCCUGGAUCAUGUGACUGUUCUGAUUGGGAUCGCCUACAAAGGGAAAGCGAUUGCCGGGGUGAUAAAUCAGCCGUACUAUAAUUACCAGGCCGGCGACAACACAGUCCUGGGAAGAACCAUAUGGGGCGUCCUGGGCGUUGGAGCAUUUGGGUUUGAGCUGAAGGAAGUCCCUGAAGGCCAGCACAUAGUCACCACUACCAGAUCCCACAGCAGCAAACUGGUGAAUGACUGCAUCACCGCCAUCAACCCCGAUAAAGUAGUGCGCGUGGGAGGUGCCGGAAAUAAGAUCAUUCAGCUGAUUGAAGGUCAGGCCUCCGCCUACGUCUUCGCCAGUCCUGGUUGCAAGAAGUGGGACACGUGCGCUCCUGAGGCGAUCCUGCAUGCAGUGGGGGGUAAACUCACCGAUAUUCACGGCAACACAUUCGACUACCACAAGGACGUGAAGCACAUGAACUCGGCCGGGGUUCUGGCAGCUCUGCGCAAUUACAGCUACUACGCCUCCCGAGUCCCAGAAUCUGUGAAACAAGCGCUGGUGCCCUAAACAUGAAACGCGUUGUGUACUGCGUCUUAGGUGAAAGGAGACACCCGGGGUUAUUGGUCUCCAACCUGUGGCUUUCCAGAUGUUGCAAAACUACAACUCCUAGCAUGCCCUGACUGGUUGGGAACCAUUGUCCUGGGGUGGAGAUUGAAGAGGAGUAGUCUGUAAGUUGUCGCUUUCAACUCUGGAGAGUCAGGAGAAGUUUUCAGCCAGUUUGGUAACGGCUGUGAAGGGUUAAUAUUUUUGUACGCAGUUUUAUGGAACUUUUUUCCCCCCCAAGGGACCAAUCAAUAAAAAUCUGAUAUGUA